GGAUGCGGAUUGCGGACGGGUUCAUUCGGGUAUGGAUUUAACCGAUUAUACUGUCAAACCUUCUCUUCCUAGUUUCUACCAUUUCCAUCUCGCCAAACUCUCUCCCACUCCAACUUUCGCAUAAAAUCUCUCGACUUUCUUCAUCAAACAUGCAGCAGGGUACAGGAUCAGAGACCCAGGUCACUUGGGAAGAUCAGCAGAACAUCAACAAGUUCAGUAAACUUAAUAAUCGAUUUCAUGAGCUUAUUGAUGAGAUUAAAUUCGCCAAGGAUAAAUGUGAGAAUUUAGAGGACGCAGGCAACGAGCUUAUCUUGACUGAUGAGGAGAUGGUACGCUUUCAAAUAGGGGAAGUAUUUGCUCAUGUGCCAAAGGAUGAAGUAGAAACUCGGCUAGAAGAGAUGAAAGAACUGACGGAAAAGAAUUUGGAGAAGCUCGAAGAAGAGAAGGUAUCUAUAGUCGCGCAGAUGUCUGACUUGAAGAAGAUCCUGUAUGGCAAGUUUGGGGACUCUAUCAAUCUAGAGGAGGAGUAAGAGAUUAUUGACCUUUUUCUCCCCCCUCCUAGGAUUAUCAGCCUCUUUCAAACUCCAAGCUAUUGAUCGGUAUUCUCUGAACGGGGCAGUUAUUUGUGAAGGCUAUACCUUUUCAUUGUAAACAUUUGCUGCAUUCUUCCCAGGAUUUUAGAGCAUACGUUUGUUUUCUGGGAUUUGUAGAUUCUACUGAUCUUCGCCAUAAUAUUCUAAUGUUCUCUUUUACGACAA
Spinacia oleracea (spinach) is the source of this 758-nucleotide messenger RNA. RefSeq names its product probable prefoldin subunit 4. Gene Ontology annotation, biological process: protein folding. The record is from RefSeq and is a predicted model, not a curated record. The transcript has 3 exons. Gene Ontology annotation, cellular component: prefoldin complex; cytoplasm. Lineage: Eukaryota; Viridiplantae; Streptophyta; Magnoliopsida; Caryophyllales; Amaranthaceae. Bases 150 to 530 code for a protein of 126 amino acids.